GACUCCGCGGCCAUGGCCGCCAAGGCUGCGCUGGCCACGUGCGGGUUUCCCGGCAGCGACGCCCCUGGGCUUCGCAGCGCCUCGACGGCAAGUCCGCCCGCAGACGCCGCCCUGACGGAGGCGUACACGCAGGGAGUGCACGAGGCGAUCGCGGCCUCGCUCGCCUGCUCGUUCGCGCCCGCGCAGGCGGGCGCGCCGCUGGCGAUGGUGUCGCCCAGCGGGGCGCCGCCGAUGGUGUCGCCGGCCGAGCUGGCCGAGCGCAGUCGGGCCGCCAUGCAGGCGAUGGUGGAGGCCGCGGCGGCCGCGGCGGCCGCGCAGGCGGCGCACGUGGCGGCGGAGGUGGCGCUGCUGAGCCAGGCUGCGGAGCACACCUCCCGGGAGGUCGCCGAUGCCGUGCGCGCGUGCGCUCAGGCCGACGCCUUGGCCGUGGCGGCUCCGCCCCUGGCGCGGGCGGCCGCGCCCAGGGGCGAGCCGCCGCCGGCAAUGCUGCCACCAGCGCUGAGCCUGGCAUCCUG
This is a messenger RNA of Prorocentrum cordatum, 515 nucleotides long. The record is from the annotation of a GenBank genome assembly. NCBI's taxonomy places the organism in Eukaryota, Dinophyceae, Prorocentrales, Prorocentraceae.